GCUGUAGGUUCGACUGCUCGACUCCGGCUUGAUCUGGUCAAGGGAUGGCAAACUCUAACAAACCCUCCACGGCCAUUGCGCACAUCUACAGGGGGACAUUUGUCCACGCGACCGAGCAGACAGCGCUGCAGAUCCUGGAAGAUGCGCUUCUGGGUGUGGAUACGGAGGGAAAGAUUGCAUUCAUUGGGAAAGGUGAAGAACUGGACAAACUGUCCCAGACCUUUGGAUUUAGCCUAUCUGAAGUCACUCAACUGGCACAACAUGAGUUCUUCAUGCCAGGGAUGGUGGACACUCACAUCCAUGCGCCCCAGUACAGCUAUGCUGGCACAGCUCUGGACAUGCCAUUACUGCAGUGGCUCAAUACAUACACCUUUCCGGUAGAAUCACGCUUCAAGGACUUGAAGUUUGCCCGAGAAGUUUACACUCAAGUAGUGAGGAGGACCUUGAGAAACGGAACAACCACUGCAUGUUAUUUUGCUACCAUUCAUACAGCUGCAUCUCUCCUGCUGGGUCAGAUUACAAAUGACUUUGGCCAGCGUGCCUUGGUGGGCAAAGUGUGUAUGGACAGGAACAAUUCUGUGAAACAUUAUAAAGAGACCAUUCAGGAGUCUCAAGAGGAAACCUGUCGGUUCAUUUCAGAGCUCUUGGACAAGAAGUAUCCUCUGGUGAAGCCUGUGGUGACUCCCCGCUUUGCUCUGUCCUGCACAGGAGCCUUGCUCGGACAGCUGGGAGAAAUCGCGAAGAAUAACAACCUGCACAUUCAGAGUCACAUCAGUGAAAAUAUGGAGGAAGUGAAGCUUGUUAAGGAGCUGUUCCCUGAAUCAGAGUCCUACACCGAUGUCUACCACAAAUACAACCUGCUCACUGACAAGACAGUGAUGGCCCAUGGCUGCCACCUCAGCGAUAAAGAGUUGACCUUGUUCAGAGAAACAGGAGCCUCUUUGUCUCACUGCCCCAACUCUAACAUCUCGUUGUGCAGUGGUGUGUUGAAUGUGUCUAAUGUCCUAAAACACAAAGUGAAGCUGGGGCUGGGAACAGACGUGGCAGGUGGCUACUCGGCUUCUAUGCUGGAUGCUGUGAGGAGAACUCUGGACACAAGCAAAUACUUGACCAUCCAGGACCCAGAACAUCACACACUUACCUUUGAGGAGGUAUUCAGGUUGGCCACGCUGGGAGGCAGCCAAGCCUUGUCCCUGGAUAACCAAACAGGAAACUUUGAAGUAGGCAAAGACUUUGAUGCCCUGCGGGUGAAUGUAGCAGCUCCUGGUGGACCCAUCGACCUGAUCCUGCAUGAGGGACCAAAGGUUCUGUUGGAAAAAUUCUUAAACUUGGGUGAUGACCGGAAUAUAAUGGAGGUGUAUGUGGCUGGAAGGAGGGUGGUACCAUUCACAGAGCAGACAGCAGAGUAAACCUUUGGAUCCUAAACUCCCCAGUUUGACAAAGGUGUUUAGAUUCUAACAUGAGUACAUGAGAGAGUAACAAUAUGUACUGCACGUGUACAAUCAGCUGGAAACACUGCUGUUCCAUUAUCUUUUGUCUCUAAAACAAAUAAGUGUGAAAUGAAUCAUCACUAUAAAUACUUGACUGUUAAAUCCAGAGGAUGGCAGAGGUGUGCUCAAAUUUACAUCUUUUACAUCUUGUAAUACAGUUACAGUGCUUUUAAAAGGAAAUAAGGGAAAGUUCUAUGAACAUUGCACUUUUUAUCUUACUGCAGUUUUAAAUUGUUUACCUAAAU
Molecule: messenger RNA, 1735 nt
Organism: Scomber japonicus (chub mackerel)
Lineage: Eukaryota; Metazoa; Chordata; Actinopteri; Scombriformes; Scombridae
Gene: gda
Product: guanine deaminase
Exons: 14
Coding region: 45-1409 (454 amino acids)
Biological process (GO): guanine catabolic process
Cellular component (GO): cytosol
Molecular function (GO): guanine deaminase activity; zinc ion binding
Source: RefSeq, a predicted model, not a curated record